AUGUUUCGCUUUAGAACUGCCUUCCGAGCCAUGAGCGUCGGGCUUGCGCCUUGUCUCUUUGCUGGCACCAUGCUUGUUCGAAGGACGCCAAUCCGAUUCGACUCAGUGCAGCCAAAGGACAAUCAAGCCCGCUCAAGAAUCCAGGUUCAUGCGCCAUCAACCACAAUUUCACCCGAGUUUGUCGAACAAGUAUCCAGCGGUAGCAUUGCGGGUUUCGGUACUGGCCUCGUCCUUGCGUUGUUCUCGCGCUCUCUGGUUCUGCUCGGAGGAUUGGUAGCUGGAUCUAUUCAUCUUGCCUCUCGAUUCGGUCUCGAUGUGGUCAACCUUCUCGGUAUCAACAGAACCUUUAUUGGACAAUCCAGGCUAGUAAAGAUAUGGCAGGGUAAGCCCUGGUUCACCUCAACAUUUUUGCUCACAUUCGUUUUGGCGGCCUUUGUACGCCUCUAA
[Torrubiella] hemipterigena is the source of this 447-nucleotide messenger RNA. NCBI's taxonomy places the organism in Eukaryota, Fungi, Ascomycota, Sordariomycetes, Hypocreales, Clavicipitaceae. The record is from the annotation of a GenBank genome assembly.